Messenger RNA from Eriocheir sinensis (Chinese mitten crab), 3520 nucleotides. Its product is annotated as phospholipid-transporting ATPase VD-like. Gene Ontology annotation, cellular component: plasma membrane. The coding region runs from base 370 to 2658 and encodes 762 amino acids. Gene Ontology annotation, molecular function: ATP hydrolysis activity; magnesium ion binding; ATP binding. Gene Ontology annotation, biological process: phospholipid translocation. The transcript is spliced from 18 exons. The record is from RefSeq and is a predicted model, not a curated record. Lineage: Eukaryota; Metazoa; Arthropoda; Malacostraca; Decapoda; Varunidae.
CGGCGAGCGCGCGUCUGCUGUUUUCCAGUGACGUCACCGAGAGCAGCCCCGAGGUUGUUUACGUCAGGCAGUGUCAGUAGAAACUCCGUUGUGAUAGGGUGUGUCGCGGCCUCUCCACCUGAAGUGUUGUGUUAACGUGGGUUCGUUCACGGACUACCUCCUUCUCUCCGCGGGUUUUCUUUUCCUCAGCAUCUUGAUGAGGUCUUCUGGAAGGGAAUCCGCAGUCAAGGGGUUAAGGAAUACACGAAUCUGAAGUGUAGACUGAGCUAAACUAUUACGCGAAACGAUGAGGUUUAGUCGAGCUGUCCUACUUGCAAGAUUCGCCAACAGUCAUGAAAUAAGGCCGAGUCGGGGCCGCGCCGUGUGGAGAUGAGUGGAGUGCAUGGCAGGGGCGUGGCGCGAUCCCACGCCCGCAGCGCCUCGCAUGGCGGGAUCAUGCUCACCCGCGAUGCAGGCGGCGGGCAUGGUGGGACGAUGCCGGCGGCCGCAGCGUCGGCGGCGGCGGCGGCGGCGACGGGGGGCCCAGGAGGUGCAGGGAGGGGGCACCACCGCACCUUCUCCCACGGUUACCUGGUGGAGGGGGGGCGGGGGCACCGGCGGGUGGGCUCCAAGACCGAGUUCAUCCUCCCGGCGGGGCAUGAGGAGCGAGAGCGGGAGCGGGCGGGGUCUGGGGCGGGUCCGGGCCUGAAGAAGGGCAAGGGCCACACGCGCCAGGCCUCCUGCACCGACAGCGUCUACACCAUCAGGCAGACCAAGACCUCGCUGCUCAGAAGACUCAUGUUCUGGAAGAAGCGCCCCGAGGAAGGGAGGACGCGGCUGGUAGUGCCGAACCAUGUGGUGGCCCCUGGCGAGGCCCACCCCAACGAGGUCUUCCCCGAUAACUCCAUCUGCACCACCAAGUACACGCUGCUCUCCUUCCUGCCCAAGAACCUGUUUGAGCAAUUCCACAGGUUCGCCAACUUGUACUUCCUGUUCAUCGUGCUGCUGAACUUCGUGCCCGCCGUCAACGCCUUCGGCAAGGAGGUGGCGAUGCUGCCGCUCAUCUUCGUGCUGGGCAUCACCGCCAUCAAGGACGCCUUCGAGGACCGCCGCCGCUUCCUCUCCGACCGCCGGGUGAACAACGCCACCUGCCGCGUCUACACCAGGGACCAAGACCGCUAUGUCAAGAGGCUGUGGCGUGACGUGCGGGUGGGUGAUGUGAUCCACCUGUCCUGCAAUGAGGUCAUCCCAGCGGACAUGGUGGUCCUUAACUCCUCCGACGAGUACGGGCUCUGCUUCAUCGAGUCCUCCAACCUGGACGGCGAGAGCAACCUGAAGCAGAGGCAGAGUGUCAAGGGGCUCAACCUGGGCAUGCAAGAAGAGUUCAAAGUAUCACAGUUCAACUACUUGAUGGAGAUUGGUUCCCCGACCACCAAGAUGUACCAUUUCACGGGCACCAUUCCCCUCAACACGGGGGAGCGAGUGCCCCUCUCCAAAGACAAUCUCCUCCUCAGGGACUGCACCCUCAGGAACACAGACUACAUAGAAGGAAUAGUCGUUUAUGCUGGCCGGGAGACAAAAGCCAUGUUGAAUAAUGGAGGGACAAGAUACAAGCGGUCACGGUUAGAGCAGAGAAUGAACAUAGAGGUGAUGUGGUGUGUGGUGAUCCUCUUCCUCAUGUGCCUCAUCUCUGCCACGGGUUCUGGACUCUGGCAGGGUUACCAUCAAACAAACUCCUCGCUAGGGCUGGUGCCGUUCCUGCCUCCCCAGGAAAGUCACGCAUCGCAGGCCCGGGUGCGUCAGCUCAACAGCCCCGUCUGGGUGGGGUUCAUCAGCUUCUGGACCUUCAUUAUCAUUUACCAGGUGAUCAUUCCUAUAUCUCUGUAUGUUACUAUAGAAGUCAUCAAGCUCAUGCAGGUGUACCACAUCCACCAAGAUAAAGACUUCAAGGACAAGAAGAGUGGCAAAACUAUAGAGUGUCGAGCCCUGAACAUUCCUGAGGAGCUGGGUCAGGUCGAAUAUGUCUUCACUGACAAGACUGGAACUCUUACUGAGAACCAAAUGAUAUUUCAGCGGUGCUCUAUCAACGAUGUAGAUUACUCACACCCUCCUAUCAUUCAUCCUGAAGGCUCCUCAGAAAAACAGGGCUCAAGCCAUCUGGAUAGUUUCUCUCUUAACACACAACUACAGGAAGAUCUGUCUGCCAUAGAAGUGCCACUUAUCUAUACUCAGCCACGCCACCAUCAGCCUCCCGCACUGCUUCAAAACUCACCGCAGGAGAGGAUGAUGGAUUUCUUUCUCACGCUGGCAGCCUGCAACACGGUGGUGGUGGCCAAGCACCCCCACCAUGACCAAAUGAAUGCCAGUGGGAUGAUAGUGCCAAAUAAUAGUGCCAAUACCAGUGAGGUUGAUAAUGCCAGCUUUAGCUCCUUCCUCUCCAACUCCUGGGCUCCUGCCAGAGUGUUGAGAGAGAUGUGGCCCUUCCCACGGCCCCUGUCCCCCAUCGCCCCCUCACCCUCCAGCACCCCGCCCCGCACCCCAGAGUCCUCGCCCCGUUACUCAGAGUCUCCCUCCAUCAACAUCCACAUGAACCUAUCAUUUCUGAACCUCCUGCACUACUCGUCAAUGACCCCAUGCCAGAGCCCUGCAGAACCUCUCCUCCCCGACCCUCCCUCCUGAACAUUCAGCCAGGGCAUGGCUACCACCAAGUACACUCAGUCACACCUUCACCUCUUGAUAUCAAACCUAUCUAUGAGGCUGAAAGUCCGGAUGAGCUGGCCCUGGUGGAUGCUGCCUACAAGUAUGGGUUUCGCCUUCUAAGAAGGUCAUUGCACAAUAUUCUGGUGUCUUUCCCAGGCUUUGGGCUGUGUGAAUAUGAAGUCCUCCAUGUGCUGCCAUUUGACUCAAACAGGAAGAGGAUGUCCAUUAUUGUGAGACAUCCACAAACUCUCCAAAAAAUUCUUUAUUGCAAAGGAGCUGAUUCUGCAAUCUUGGACAAUUUGUCUCGAGACGUAGAUGAACAGACCAAAAUGAGAGUUUUCCGCACUCAGCAACACCUCAACACUUACUCCAAGCGUGGGCUGAGAGUCCUUUGUAUGGCAAAACGUGUCCUGAGUGACUCCGAGUAUGAAACUUGGGUGGCAGGACACAAUGUAGCGGAGAAUUCCUUAGCCGGCCGGGAACACAAGUUGUAUGAAUCCUAUUGUAGAAUAGAAAAAAAUCUUAAUUUACUAGGUGCUACAGGAAUUGAAGACCGGCUGCAAGAUGGAGUGCCAGAGACCAUCGCAGCAUUACGAAGGGCUGGCAUAGUGGUGUGGGUCCUAACCGGGGACAAGCAAGAAACUGCUGUUAACAUUGCUUAUUCUUGUGCAUUGUUCCAGCCCAACAUGGAGAUAUUAAAAUUAAACGCAAGAACCAAGGACCAAACAGAGUGCACCAUCAACUUUUUCUUGCAACAAAUCAGGCAGCAGGAAGAGGCGAGGGAGCACGUUCAGGCCAAUGGAGAGUGUUUGCCUCCUGAAGGCCGGUUCUCUACGUCGUC